Molecule: messenger RNA, 2190 nt
Organism: Mycosarcoma maydis (corn smut)
Lineage: Eukaryota; Fungi; Basidiomycota; Ustilaginomycetes; Ustilaginales
Exons: 1
Coding region: 1-2190 (729 amino acids)
Biological process (GO): regulation of DNA-templated transcription
Cellular component (GO): nucleus
Molecular function (GO): DNA-binding transcription factor activity, RNA polymerase II-specific; zinc ion binding; transcription cis-regulatory region binding
Source: RefSeq, a predicted model, not a curated record
AUGAGAACAGAUCCCCAGCAGCUCCAUCGAAGCUCCACCUCGUCGACUUCAGUCACGUCCAGCUCGAGCUCGCUCUAUGCUGAUCAGCUCCUUCGCUCUGCUUCCCCGGUAUCCACCAGCGCUGAUCGCAACAAAGCCUCUGGUGCCUGCUCAAGCUGCCGCCGAUCCAAGGUCAAAUGUGACCACGAUGGAUCUGCCCCUUGCAAGCGAUGCCGCAAUGGUGGCUACGAAUGCGUCUUCAAAUCCAAAGAGCUGGGGAGUACUCUUCAGCAGGACGAAUGGCGUGCAAGGACCGACGAGACGCUCACCAAACUUGUUUCCGCCAUGAGCGCACUCGUUGAACAGGAGGAGCACAGCUCGAAACGGAGACGAAUCAUGGGGCAGGAUUGGUCCGAAGAGAGCACAGCGCUACGUACACCGUCUGCAUCGACGAGUAUGAUUCCAAGCCGCCAAACGUUCUACACGGGAGCGGGAAGUCAUAUUCUCUCACAGUCUACGCGAGCUACUGGUGAAAGUAUUGCCAGAAUUCAAAGCCAUGCAGUACUCGCCUCUGGUGAUAGGACUUGGGGUAACGCCAUCAAUCGCUCAAGCUCGAACGUCGGAGGAAGCUCAAGAAUCUCGUCUAUCAUCCCUACUUUCAGUUAUGUUACAGAUCUUCUCCAUCAGAACAGCGGACUCUCCAAUAGUUCUUCCUCGGAAAGGACCUCAAAUGGUAGCUCCAACCAGCCGAUGGUAUUGCCAUCAAAGACUAACGGCUCACUCCCACUCCCGAUCCUGAAUGCCCAGAGAAGCGGCGUGUACAGUCAAGCUCUGCACCCCACACUUGUAGCUCGCGCGAGUCGAUAUCGAUACCCUGAUCCGAGUCUGGGAAGCAACGACCCACGCCUGGAUGCUAUUCGGCUCGGCCUACUAUCCUCACACGAAGCACGCUUUCUGUUCAGCCUGUACGCAAAGACCAUCGAACCAUUCGGGUUCGGCUUCCCUGACUUUCCAGCCUCAUCCGAGCUAACACCGGUCUUGCUCUCGGCCGUCACCUCGGUAGCCUCUCCAUUCUCGCCUUCUCUUGAUCUCCGAUCCCGUCAGUGGCGGCUUCGCAACGAUGUCCUCGGUCGCACGUUGCCGUACGCUCCAUCGACAGCCGAAGACGAGUUCAACCCCGAGAGCGGCAUCGGUACAGAGGAAGUCGUCGGGGCAUGUAUAUGGUCGAGUUACCAAGGCUCUAUCGAAGCAUGGAAAGUCGCAAGAGCGGCUCGUUGGUGGAGCGAAAAGUACAGUUACGAGACUGGACCUCAUGCUGGUCUUACAGUGGGUGAAAUGGUCGCCAUUCUGCCACCGGUGCGACACGUAUCGAUGCAGGACAGGGUACGCGUUUGGUUGAGCGCUUUCCUGGCCGAACUGCACCAGUGCGAGAUUCACAGCAAAGAACCGAUCAUGCAGCUCAUUGAUCCGGCGCAGUAUGGUCAAUCUUUGAUGUCUGCAAGCAGCGGUGUGUUUCCGACAAAGCAGGAUGCAGCGCUGGUAUUCCAUUCUCGCGUUGCAUAUCUCGUCUCAAAAUCCAACAAGUAUGGCGACUCGGAAGGUUUGCUCCAGGCCUCUCGCGAACUGACUGCAAGCUGGUGCACUACUCGAGAGCUUCUUGCCACAGACUCGGACAAGAAGGACACGUACGAUCACGCGAUUGACCUGGAUUACUCUCUGGCCAAAGCAAGUGUGCUGAUCCGCGCUUGUCGAAUCCACCAAGAACAGACGGCUGAGAACACAAGCGGCGAACGAGUAAGCUCGAAAGCAGCCGAAUUCAUCUCCGUCUCUCAAGCGUGCCAGAACGCAUGCAUGGACAGCAUGCGCUUACUCGUCUCGCCCAACGCACACUUUGUUGGCAAUCUGGCAGCUCUUCCUUCGAUCUAUCACUUUUGGAUCGCGCGAUGCGCUGUGUUUCUGCUCGAGCUGUGCAUUGUGGACCGUCUACAUUAUCGACUAGGUCUGUUGGUUGAAGGCCAAAUCGAUGACAUCUUGGGAACAGUAGGCGGCUUCAUGCAGCAGUAUCUUGUAGAGCUUUCGGCUUGCAGCACGACAAUUAGUAUCGAAGAGCAAAAGGAAGCGGGAAGAGACUACGAUAUCAUCAAGCAUCCGGCAAUGGAUGCAGCUUUGGCGGUAGCCAGCCAUGUUGCAGGCGUACAAGCUACUGCUUGA